Messenger RNA from Pleuronectes platessa (European plaice), 2359 nucleotides. Its product is annotated as heat shock cognate 70 kDa protein. The coding region runs from base 166 to 2127 and encodes 653 amino acids. Gene Ontology annotation, cellular component: nucleus; cytoplasm; cytosol. The record is from RefSeq and is a predicted model, not a curated record. The transcript has 9 exons. Gene Ontology annotation, molecular function: ATP hydrolysis activity; misfolded protein binding; ATP-dependent protein folding chaperone. Gene Ontology annotation, biological process: protein refolding; cellular response to unfolded protein; vesicle-mediated transport. Lineage: Eukaryota; Metazoa; Chordata; Actinopteri; Pleuronectiformes; Pleuronectidae.
CGCAGAGGAAGACUCGAUCUGGGAUUGGCUGUUCUGCCGGAUAUAUAAAGUUCUGGUUCCUUCCAGUCCUUCCUUUACUUCUCAAACCGGCAAGGACAAGUCCGCCUUGCUGCACUCCAGCCAGCACAUCCCCCAAAGUCAUCGGAGGUUCAAUCAAUCGGAAUCAUGUCUAAGGGACCAGCAGUCGGUAUCGAUCUCGGGACCACCUACUCCUGUGUUGGUGUGUUCCAGCAUGGGAAAGUAGAGAUCAUUGCCAAUGACCAGGGCAACAGGACCACACCCAGCUAUGUGGCCUUCACAGAUUCCGAGAGGCUGAUUGGGGAUGCAGCGAAAAAUCAGGUUGCCAUGAACCCCUGCAACACAGUCUUUGAUGCCAAAAGGCUGAUUGGCCGCAGGUUUGAUGACGCAGUUGUACAAUCUGAUAUGAAGCACUGGCCAUUCAAUGUCAUCAAUGACAGCACUCGGCCCAAAGUUCAAGUUGAGUACAAGGGUGAGUCAAAGUCCUUCUACCCAGAGGAGAUCUCUUCCAUGGUACUGACCAAGAUGAAGGAGAUUGCUGAAGCCUACCUCGGAAAAACUGUCAACAAUGCUGUAGUCACAGUGCCCGCCUACUUCAAUGACUCCCAGCGCCAGGCAACUAAGGAUGCAGGCACUAUCUCCGGCCUCAACGUUUUGCGUAUCAUCAAUGAACCAACUGCUGCUGCUAUUGCAUAUGGUUUGGACAAGAAGGUUGGGUCAGAAAGGAACGUUCUCAUCUUUGAUCUUGGCGGUGGCACCUUUGACGUGUCCAUCCUGACCAUCGAGGAUGGCAUCUUUGAGGUCAAGUCCACCGCUGGAGAUACACAUCUUGGUGGGGAAGAUUUCGACAACCGCAUGGUCAACCACUUCAUCGCUGAGUUCAAGCGCAAGUUCAAGAAAGACAUCAGCGACAACAAGAGAGCUGUCCGUCGUCUGCGCACCGCUUGUGAGAGGGCAAAGCGCACAUUGUCUUCCAGCACCCAGGCCAGCAUCGAAAUCGACUCCCUGUAUGAGGGAGUUGAUUUCUACACCUCCAUCACCAGGGCUCGCUUUGAGGAGCUCAAUGCUGACCUCUUCCGUGGCACGCUGGACCCUGUGGAGAAGUCUCUUCGUGACGCAAAGAUGGAUAAAGGACAGAUCCAUGACAUUGUGCUGGUCGGUGGCUCCACCCGUAUCCCCAAGAUCCAGAAGCUGCUCCAGGAUUUCUUCAAUGGAAAGGAGCUCAACAAGAGUAUCAAUCCCGAUGAAGCUGUUGCUUAUGGAGCUGCUGUCCAGGCUGCCAUCCUGUCUGGUGACAAGUCUGAGAAUGUGCAGGACUUGCUGCUACUGGAUGUCACCCCUCUGUCCCUGGGUAUUGAGACUGCUGGAGGCGUGAUGACUGUCUUGAUCAAACGCAACACCACCAUCCCUACUAAGCAGACCCAGACCUUUACCACCUACUCUGACAACCAGCCUGGUGUGCUCAUCCAGGUUUAUGAGGGAGAGCGGGCCAUGACCAGAGACAACAACCUGCUGGGCAAGUUUGAGCUGACGGGCAUCCCUCCUGCUCCCCGUGGUGUUCCUCAGAUCGAGGUGACAUUUGAUAUUGAUGCCAACGGCAUCAUGAAUGUCUCUGCUGCUGACAAGAGCACUGGAAAGGAGAACAAGAUCACUAUCACCAAUGACAAGGGUCGUCUCAGCAAGGAGGACAUUGAACGCAUGGUCCAGGAGGCUGAGAAGUACAAGUCAGAGGAUGAUGUCCAGCGUGACAAGGUGUCUGCUAAGAAUGGAGUGGAGUCAUAUGCUUUCAACAUGAAGUCAACUGUGGAGGAUGAGAAGCUCGCUGGCAAGAUCAGUGAGGAAGAUAAGCAGAAGAUCUUGGACAAGUGCAACGAGGUCAUCAGCUGGCUUGACAAGAACCAGACUGCCGAAAGGGAUGAAUAUGAGCAUCAACAGAAGGAGCUGGAGAAGGUGUGCAACCCCAUCAUCACUAAGCUGUACCAGAGUGCCGGUGGUAUGCCAGGUGGUAUGCCAGAAGGCAUGCCUGGUGGCUUCGGUGGAGCUGGUGGUGCCGGUGGUGCUGCUCCCGGCGCCGGAUCAUCCGGACCUACCAUUGAGGAGGUCGACUAAACAUUCCCUCACCUCAGCUGCUACUUCCUGAGAAAGUAUUCUAAGAAAGUAACCCUCUUAUAGCACAAGUCACAACAAGCUUAAGAGUGUAAUUUAAAGAUAAAAUUGGGUUCUGGGAUCACAUUAUUGCAUCAUUUGACACAACUGGGAAAAGCUUUUAGUUGACUCCAUGGCGCAGUGAGUCGUUCAGAGUUUUGUAUGUCACUGCCUUGUUAAUAAACUUGAAACCCUU